This is a messenger RNA of Oncorhynchus nerka (sockeye salmon), 1319 nucleotides long. Its product is annotated as protein glass-like. Gene Ontology annotation, biological process: regulation of transcription by RNA polymerase II. Lineage: Eukaryota; Metazoa; Chordata; Actinopteri; Salmoniformes; Salmonidae. Bases 313 to 1245 code for a protein of 310 amino acids. Gene Ontology annotation, molecular function: DNA-binding transcription factor activity, RNA polymerase II-specific; RNA polymerase II cis-regulatory region sequence-specific DNA binding. The record is from RefSeq and is a predicted model, not a curated record. The transcript has 2 exons.
ACCUUAAUUUAAGUAGGCAAGUCAGCUAUAUUGGAGUAGCCUAUUAGCAUUCAGAGUGAAACACAUCUGUAACACAUAGAACGAGUUUUCCUGUUUUAAUUUCCCUCCUAUUUUACCCUUAUGCACAAGAUUCUAGGUAGGAUUGUUAUAUCAAUAUGGUUCCUGAGAUGACUAGUCAUUUGCGCCGAAAAUGUGUAUCUGGAACGCACCCAGAAUCUACGCAUUCUACGUUUCUCGACUGUUUACUAGCCAUCGGACUACGAUUUGGAAACAUUGCCUAAAACGCCAAUACGGUGGUAUUUUAUUCACAAAAUGACAAAGUUGAAGCUGCUAAAUGUGUUUUUAAGUGAGAGAUUAGCUGCAGCUGCUAAAGAAAUAUUUAUAGAGGUGGAAAAUAUUUUAAUCGAAUACCAGGAAGAAAUCACUCGUUCAAAGGCAGAGAAUGACCGUCUUCGCGGGCUACUGGACGUCGCUUUCCAGUUUACGCCAGCACAACAGCCCAUUCAGCUUAUAGCCUCUGAUGAGGAGGUUUCCCCUAAGCAUCAGCAGCACUGUGAACAAGAGUGGAGCCCCAGUCUGGGCCAGGAGGACCCAGAGCCAACACAGUUUAAAGAGGAACAGGAGCUCAGGACCAGUCAGUUGGAAGAUCAGGUUCAAGGGCUGGAAUCGGAUACAGAAUCCAUAUUCACUCCUUCCUGUGUGAAAAGUGACUAUAAUCAGGAUUCGCCUCAGCCCUUAAAUCUUUACCAAAUUCAAACUGUGGAGGUUGGAGAGGGAAACUCUCCGUCUCUCCCCGCCAACAAAACUGAAGCAAUCAAACCAGAACCCGAAGGAGAGGGCUUUGAAAUAUCCGAUCCAAGCAAUCCACAAUCCUUCUAUGCCAUGAAUCUAGACAAUGCUGAAGCUCAGAGUGAAAAUGGUAUAUAUUUCAAUGAGAUAGACAGUGAUGGACUUCCCUCUGAGUUUGAGGUACCACAGCCAAAUCAACCAAGGAGUGCCAGGAGAGGGCAAAAAAUAUGCACAGCGAAGACUGUGAAAAAGAACCCUGAUGAGAAGCCGUACCAGUGCAACGUCUGUGGGAAAAGUUUUCAUCACAUGUCCAAACUUAGAACACAUCUAAGGGUACACACAGGAGAGAGGCCAUUCAGCUGUCCAGAGUGUGGGAAAUGUUUCAGCCAGUCUGGCGAAGUCAACAGACAUCUUAAAACACACAAUCGGCACAGGGCCUAUUUAUCCGGCCUAUGAGGGAGAUGCACACUCUCUCGUGUCGAACUAUGAAUAAAAAAUAAUAAAGAUUGCUGUUUUUUGUUUGAAAACAA